Molecule: messenger RNA, 2452 nt
Organism: Panicum virgatum (switchgrass)
Lineage: Eukaryota; Viridiplantae; Streptophyta; Magnoliopsida; Poales; Poaceae
Exons: 1
Coding region: 311-2092 (593 amino acids)
Source: RefSeq, a predicted model, not a curated record
CAUGCCCUUUAUCAUCGCGUCCGGGCUGACUCGUGUCGACGCCGUCAUCCACCCUGUCUUCUUGACGAGCCGCAUUGCAGCAAGGUGUCCAACCAACAAAACCCGAGCGAAAAUCCUCCGCCGCCCGCUCGCGCCAGCCUCGCCGCCAAUCCCAAUCCGGCAAUCCCUUCCCAACCGACGCGGCCCCCUUGCCCUUGCCUUGCUUCCCCCUCCCCCCCGCGCGACCAGGCUCGCACACGCGGGCGGGCGCAUGCGACGCCACCCCGCGCCCGGCCCCAGGUAAGCGCCUCCACCCCCCCGCGCCCCGGCAAUGUCGGCGCACCUCUCGCCGCCCCACCACCCAUCCCUCGCCGCCGGGGACGCCAAGAAGCAGCCGCACCUCGGGGCCGACCCCGGCAGGAGGACCUCCUCCUGCUUCGGCGGCGACCACAGCAGCACCAAGAAGCCCGGGCCCUCCGCGGCCAAGCUCGCGCUCGCGUCCUUCCUCGGCGUCAUCGUCCUCCUCGCCGCCGACGCCUCCCUCGCCGGCGCGGGCGCGCACCGGCGCCUACGGCGCCAGUACCUGCGCUACGUCGGGAUCGGGGUCGGGGUCGGGGUCGGGGGCGGGGGCGCGAGCGCCGGUUCUCCGCCCGCGUGGCUCUCCGUUCCGGACCGCCCCAACUUCACCGACGACCUCCUCGCGCGGUGGCUCGCGCCGGGGGGCUCCCCGUGCCGGGACGCGCGCACGGCCAACAUCUCCGUCCCGGCCCUCGACGGCGCCGCGGCGAGGGGGGAGGCGGCGGAGCUCGGCGCGGGCGAGAUCCACGAGUUCACGUUCUGGGCCCUCGACGGCGCCGGCGGGCGGCGCUGCCUCGGCGGGGACUACUUCGAGGUCGACCUCUCCGGGGCCGCGUGGAAGUCGCGGCCGCCCGUCGUGGACCGCGGCGACGGCUCCUACUCCGUCCGCCUCCAGGUCGCGCCCCGCUUCGCCGCGGGGGAGUUCCGCCUCACCGUCGUCGUCCUCUUCCGCAGCUUCGAGGGGCUCAAGUUCUCCUCCGCCAGGUUCAAGUACCGCGCCGAGCUGCGCCGCAUCCCGCUCCUGUUCCGGCGGCCGGGCGGCAACGCGUCGCUCCCGGCGCUGGAGGUGUGCCGCUCCGCGGACUUCGCGCGCGACGCCUGGUCCGGCCGGUGGACGCGGCUCGCCAGGAACGACGGCUGCGAGGACGUCGACGCAGCGGGCCGGUACCGGUGCCUGGAGCCGGACCACCCGUGCGAGGCGCCGUGGUGCCACGGCCCGCUCGGCGCGCUGGAGAGUAACGGGUGGGUGUACUCGGCGCACUGCUCCUUCAGGCUCUUCGCGGCCGACGCGGCGUGGCGGUGCCUCGACGGCAAGUGGCUCUUCUUCUGGGGCGACUCCAACCACGUCGACACCAUCCGGAACCUCCUCACCUUCGUCCUCGGCAUCACAGACACGUCCGUCGUGACGCGCCGCUUUGACGCCGUGUUCACGAACCCCAGCGGCGGUCCGGGGACCCUGAGGAUCACGAGCAUCUUCAACGGCCACUGGAACAUGACCAUGAACUACCUCGGCCUGCAUUCCCUCCGGAACAGGGGGUUCCGGCAGCUGAUCCGGUCCUACUUCGUGUCCGGUGACCGUGUCCCAGAUGUCGUCAUCCUCAACUCCGGCCUGCACGACGGGUGCUACUGGACCAGCGUCCGUGCCUAUGCCCAGGGCGCCGAGUUCGCGGCACAGUUCUGGUCGGAUGUCAUGGCUAAAGUGCGCGCUCGUGGCCACGCCGUGCCGAGGGUGUUCUACCGUACUACGAUCGCGACUGGGGGUUAUGCUAGGGACCUGGCAUUCAAUCCGAGCAAGAUGGAGGUGUUCAAUGGCGUGCUCGUUGAGAAGAUGAGGCGGCAUGGGGUGCUCACCGGCGGGGUGAUCGACAAUUUCGACAUGACAUUCCCAUGGCACUAUGAUAACCGCUGCAAUGACGGUGUGCACUACGGGCGCGCGCCGGCGAGGCUGGUGUGGCGGGAUGGCAAGGUUGGGCACCAGUACUUCGUGGACCUGAUGCUGGGCCAUGUGCUCCUCAAUGCCAUCUGCAAUGGAUGAGAAUUGCUGGUUCCAUGCUCUGUAAGUUUCUGGUGCUCAAUUGUGUAAACUAGAGUUAGGCUGGUUAGGGAGCUGAAUUUACCGAGAUGAGAUAUAGAUACACGGUUGCAGAGUUCAUGUGUACAUCAGAUGUGGGAAGAGAGACGAGUGGGGGUUUAGCUGAAGCAAUUUGUAUUCUUAAACAUCUGAUCUUUCAGCUAUGCUACUGGCCUGAUCUUGCUCUAGUAGGCAAGGAGGAUUGAGAAAUCGAUCGGAGCUACCUACGAGGAAGAUCAGGUACAUGUAAAUAUAUUGCACGACUAUUCGAGGAGGCUUUAUGCUGUGCAAAUUCAGUAGGUCAAAUGAUUCUGUUCGGUGCUA